This is a messenger RNA of Silurus meridionalis, 2275 nucleotides long. It is a transcript of the gene apool, whose product is annotated as apolipoprotein O-like. NCBI's taxonomy places the organism in Eukaryota, Metazoa, Chordata, Actinopteri, Siluriformes, Siluridae. The record is from RefSeq and is a predicted model, not a curated record. The transcript is spliced from 9 exons. Gene Ontology annotation, cellular component: MICOS complex. Gene Ontology annotation, biological process: cristae formation. Bases 77 to 1792 code for a protein of 571 amino acids.
ACCUGCCCCUGAUUUCUACUUCGCUUUUCUGCCCCGGAUUGACCCCACCGGGCUUCCGUACACACGCACAGGCGGCAUGGUGGCCAAGGUGGUGAAGUUGGCAGCGGUACCCACUGCUCUGGGUCUGGCCUCGUUCCGAGUUUACGCAAUGAAGAAGGAAAAGACGGACGGUCAGAUUCCACCACGGGAAUUGUCUAUCUACAGUGCAGAGCCUCCAGAGCUAGGAUGUGUGGAGGAGAAACCAGGACACCUGCAGACCAGGCUGGGGCAGAUGAGAGUGGGACUUCAGCCUUAUGUCAAGGUCGUGCAGAAUACGUUUACUUCAGUCAAAGUUGGUGCCGUCUCCAUAUACCAGGCUGGAGAAGACACGUAUGAUUUCCUGAGGGACCCGAACCCCGGUUUCCUGCCCAGAGUUGGUGUGAUCACUGUGUCUGGACUGGCUGGUCUCAUCUUAGCACGCAAGGGGUCCAGGUUGAAGAGACUCGUUCUUUCUCUGGGGUUGAUGUCGGCUGGUGCUGCUGUUUGCUACCCCAUGCAUACUGUUGGAGUUCUGAAGAUGACGGGUAAGAAAGUGUAUGCUGCCAGCUCAUUGGUUGCCUCUGCGUUCAAACUCAAAGAGAAGAGCGAUGUUCCUGAUGCAUGUCUGAAGCAUCCAUCAGAAGAGGCUGUAAUUAAGGUUGACCACCAGCUUGAUGGACUACUAGAAAAGGUUCCCUCGUUUCCAGAGGGGGAAUCUGGAUUAGAGGACGCCUCAGUUCCAAACGAACUUUCCCCUGUGUCAAGGGUUUCACCAACUACACAUGCUAUCGCUGUUGUGCCAAAGGCAUCCUUAGCUACAGAUGUUAUUGCAGAUGAUGUUGCCCCUGCAUCAGAGGGUUCUUCCGCUAUAGAAGUUGCCCCUAGUUCUGCAGCUGUGGGUAUUCCCCAGGUAGAGGUUGUUUCAGUUGUUGAUCGUACUGCUGGGCCAGACUUGGCUCCAGAGGAUCGUAUCCCAUCAGGUGGAACGAUUACACCUGCAGAGACAGCUGAGGAACCAAAGGAUUUAACAGAUUUCAAAGUUUCCCCAGCAGAAGAAGCUCCUGUGGAUAUUGCUCCAGAAAUAACUCCAGCUGAGGCUGUGGUAGUUGUCCAGGAUCACCUUGCAGAAAUUUCUCCUGUUGUAGGCAAUACAUCCGAUAUCAUGGAAGUUAAACAAGUUAUUGAACGUUUGCCUGAAUAUGCAGUGCCAUUAGAUAAAGCUGCUCCCCUUGCUCCUGAGGAAACUACACCUUCUCCCCUUGCUUCUGAGGAAACUACACCUUCUCCCCUUGCUUCUGAGGAAACUACACCUUCUCCAGUUGCUCCUGAGGAAACUACACCUUCUCCCCUUUCUCCUAAGGAAACUACACCUUCUCCCCAUUCUCCUGAGGAAACUACACCUUCUCCCCUUUCUCCUGAGGAAACUACACCUUCUCCCCUUUCUCCUGAGGAAACUACACCUUCUCCCCUUUCUCCUGAGGAAACUACACCUUCUCCACUUGCUCAUGAGGAAACUACACCUUCUCCCCUUGAUCCCGAAGAAGGUACAACUCCUCCACUUGCUCCUGAGAAAACUACAUCAUCUCCUCUUGAUCCUGAGAAAACUACACCUUCUCCCCUUGCUCGUAAAGAAACUACAGCUCCCCCUGCUGUAGAAGUGGCUACAUCACAAGCUAAAGGAAAGACCCGGUUUGUUCCCGACCCGUCUUUACUGGACCACGGGCAGGCUCAUCCUGAAGAUGCUGACUUGUACAGCACCAGGGGAAAAAACUAACGAUGCAGUAAAUACGUUUGAGAAUUGAACAGUGGAUGGUGAGAAAGACGGAGUUCUGGUUUGAGAUGUACCUCAAGUAUUCAUAAAAACACACCAAGAAUAAGAAGAGUUACUACAGAAAAGACUCGGAUACACAGACUAACAAACAAACUGUUCUUUAAUGCAAAAAAAACACACAAUAACUCGUUUCCACACAGCUGAUGAGAAUAUCAACGCAUAUCUCAAUCGUUACAUAGAAAUCGAGCCAUUGCUGUUUAAUACUGUGAACACCUCGUUUUAUAGAACAAAACUUUAAUCUUCUCAAAAUAAUCACGACACACUAUUUGGCUUUUACUUCCUGUACUGUAGGAAAUGAUGUGCUGUCUGUGCAAUAGAACCAGAAAAAGAAUCCUGUUUUGGUAUUUUGUUUUGUUUUAACUGAAAAUCCAACUAAGUAGUUAUUCAAUAAGAAAUAAAAAUAAAUAAUAAAUUUGGUUUGUCGUA